Messenger RNA from Striga hermonthica, 1533 nucleotides. The record is from the annotation of a GenBank genome assembly. NCBI's taxonomy places the organism in Eukaryota, Viridiplantae, Streptophyta, Magnoliopsida, Lamiales, Orobanchaceae.
AUGUUGGCUGAAGUUGUGCAUUCAGUGGCAGAUUUUGCAAAUCAGGCUCUACUCGCAUAUGGCUUAAGUAGUUCACGCCGUGCCCCAGAUGCUCUUCAUCCAUAUGGUUAUUCCAAGGAGAGAUUUGUCUGGUCUUUGAUUUCUGCUGUUGGUAUAUUUUGUUUUGGUUCCGGUGCUACUAUUGUCCACGGUAUUCAAAAUCUGUGGACUUCUCAGCCCCCUGAACAUAUAGAGUAUGCUGCUUUGGUGAUUGGUGGCUCAUUCAUUAUUGAAGGUGCUUCUCUUAUUGUUGCUAUCCAUGCUGUCAGAAAAGGCGCUGCUGCUGAAGGAAUGAAAGUGAGAGAUUAUGUGUGGCGUGGUCAUGACCCGACAUCUGUUGCUGUCAUGACUGAGGAUGGUGCUGCUGUUACUGGGCUUGCCAUUGCUGGUGCAUCAUUGGUGGCCGUCAAUACCACAGGAAAUGCAAUUUAUAAUCCUAUUGGUUCGAUUAUUGUUGGAAACCUUUUGGGAAUGGUAGCAAUAUUUUUGAUUCAGAGGAAUCGUCAUGCUUUGAUUGGUAGGGCAAUUGACAAUCAUGAUAUGGAAAGAGUUCUCCGAUUUCUGAAAAACGAUCCAGUUGUGGAUGCUGUAUAUGAUUGCAAAAGCGAGGUGAUUGGACCAGGAUUUUUUAGAUUCAAGGCUGAAAUAGGCGAAGAAGUUGUCACGGCUCUUGGGAGUGAAGUCGAUCGGCUUGAAAAAGAGAUUCAAGAAAUAGUCCCGGGCAAGCCGCGCUCCUCCGACAAGCACACCAAACAACACCAAAUGGCUGAGAAGGGAGGCAUAAUUGUUCCUGAGUCUGUGCUAAAGAAACAGAAGAGGAGCGAGGAAUGGGCUUUGGCCAAGAAGCAGGAGCUUGCUGUUGUGAAGGAGAAGAAUGCUGCAAACAGGAAGCUGAUUUUCAAUAGAGCCCAGCAAUAUGCCAAGGAAUACGCGGAGCAGGAGAAGGAGCUGAUUCAGCUGAAGCGCGAGGCAAGACUGAAGGGAGGGUUUUAUGUGAAUCCUGAGGCUAAGUUGCUUUUCAUCAUUCGCAUUCGUGGUAUUAAUGCCAUGCAUCCGAGGACUAAGAAGAUCUUGCAGCUCUUGCGUCUUCGGCAGAUUUUCAAUGGCGUGUUCCUAAAAGUUAACAAGGCAACAGUGAAUAUGCUUCACAGGGUUGAACCCUACGUAACCUAUGGGUACCCCAACUUGAAGAGUGUGAAGGAACUGAUUUACAAAAGGGGCUAUGGCAAAGUCAACAAGCAACGGAUUGCUUUGACCGAUAACUCCAUUGUUGAACAGACACUUGGCAAACAUGGCAUCAUCUGUGUGGAGGAUCUUAUUCACGAGAUCAUGACUGUGGGGCCGCACUUUAAGGAGGCGAACAACUUUCUGUGGCCAUUCCAACUGAAGGCUCCUUUGGGUGGUCUGAAGAAGAAGAGAAAUCACUAUGUCGAAGGAGGAGAUGCUGGGAACCGUGAAGACUACAUCAACGAGCUCAUUAGAAGAAUGAACUAG